AUGGAAGAGCCUUCCAUCACAGUAUGUCCUUACAGGACGCAAGUUCAUGACCCGUCUUCGAUUCAGACGGAACAGUACGAAGUACAAACCCAAAAAUUCGAGCUUCAAACUCAGAAGUACGAACUCCAAGCACCUCAAAGAUUUGAAGUGCAGCAGGCAAGGUACGGAGAACCUCAAGUCUUUACUGGCACAGAGAAAGACCUUGCGUUGCUCGCGAAGUGCCAAGAAGGUAGCCCUUUUGCAUAUCAAGUGGAAAACGACUCGGACGAGGAAUCAAUAGAAGAAGAUGAUUACAACAACGACAAUCCUGGUCACGAAAUGACAGCUGGGCUUGAAGGAGACAGCGAGGGGCAGAGCACUAUGGAUGGUGGGGGAGAAUCAAAACAUGACGAAGGUGGCGGGACCCCGAUUGCUGGGGAAACCAGCAUAACCCAGCCUGUCACAGUGGAGAUCAUUGAGAACGGAUCUGAAAACGUUUCCAAUGUGCCGCCAGCUGCCCCUGAUCCUCCUACCCAGGAUUAUGAUGCUCAGGAACAGAGCUUAGAGCCUAAGGAGGUUUCCGGCUCGACGGAUGCAUCACGACCGACCAGCCCUAGCAGCGUUCGUUUCGCUGACGAUACAGCUCCACCUGCUCCUGAAUUCAAACCUAAAGGGAAGAAUAACAAACAAUCGAAAAAGGAAACCAAGAAGGAUAAGAAACAGGACAAGAAGGCCAAACAGCUCGAAAAGGAAGCCGAGCCUGAAAAGUUCGUUGAGGUCGAGAAAGUUGAUGAGAACUUGCCCAAAUCUGGAAAGAAAGGAAAGGAGUCUAAGAAAGACAAGAAGCAGGACAAAAAGUCCAAACAAGCCGACAAGGAGCCCGAACCUGAGAAGCCAAUCGAGGUUGAAGAAGAGACACCGAAAUCUGGCAAGAAAGGAAAGAAGGGCAAAAAAGCAGACCAUUCCUGGGAGCCCGAACCUAUUGCCGAGAAGGAAGUAAAGGAAGUCAAGGAAUCAAAGCAAGAGAAGGGCGGCAAGGGGAAGAAGGACAAGAAAGGUGGCAAAGGAAAAGAGAAAGCAGGCAAAGCUUUGGCUGGUUUAGCUGUGGUCGGUGUAGCGGCAGCCGUCGCCAGUGAUAUGACACUUCCACCAUCAGAUGAGUCGCCUCCGAACAGCCCCGGUGAGGGCGAACCCAGUCCCGUUGAUAGCCCGCCUUCUUCGGACUCCAGCCCAUUACCAGAGCUUGAGCAGAGUCCAGAUGCAGCCCCAGCUUUGGAGGGCUCUGAAGUCGAGACGAAAGAGGCCGUAGUUGAAUCCAAACCAUCGGAUCCAUUACCAAGUUCGGAUGAGCCCGCUAGUGAAGCGCCAGUGGACGAGACACCGGCUCCUGUAGAGGCAAGCCCAGAGCCAGUGAUUGAUGAUAUCCCGGCUCCAGUUGAGGAGACUGUCGCUGAGCCAGUAGUUGAGGCCGCUUCUACUGAUAUCGAGGAAGAGAAGAUUUCGGAGCCUGUGGUAGAUGAGACUCCCGCUCCAGCCGUUGAAGAGACGCUGUCACCAGUGGUCGAAGAGCCGCCAGCUCCAGCUGUUGGAGAAAGUGCCGCCGUUGAGGAGACAACAACGACAACUGAAGAGAUUGUACCAGUGGUUGACGAUACACCCGCCAAUGCUGAUGAAGAAACUGCUCCUGCGCCCGUGGUUGAUGAUACGCCAUCCCAGGUAGAAGAGGAACCGGUGCCUGCAGCUGUGGCCGAAGAGUCGACUGCCCCUACCACUGAGGAGUCCAGCUCGGUUCCCGAGGACGUGGAUGUACCAGCUCCUGUAACAGAAGAAACUGCCGCCGCCGUGUCAGUUACUGAGGAGUCGCCGGCCGUAGAGGAUAAUGCCACGUCGACUGAAGAGACAGUGCCCGUGUCCGAUCCAAUAACUGAAGAGCCUAGUUCAGUGCCAGUGGUUGAAGACACACCAGCUGCCAUAGAGGAGGCCUCGGAAGCCGAUUCUAGUGCAGCAGAUGGUGAUAACCCUAAUCCUGCUGCCGAUGAAGUUCCUGUGGCGGAGCUGAAACCACUGGAGGAAGAAGAUUCUUCACAACUGGCUUCCGAUGAGGCCACUUCUCCAACCACAGAGUCAGAACCUGUGAGUAGCUGGGGCCAAUUUUGUGGAAACGCCAUCAUUGUCUGUGAAGUAGUAAAUUUCACAGCUAACAUACAACAGACAGCUGAUAGCCCCGAUGGCCUUCCCUUGUGCUCGAAGAUCGAAAAUACGAGUCGUUCGCAAGUACUUUGGCACGAAAAUUUACUGACAUUAAGACAGGCGGUCGAGGUACUUGAACCAGUUGCCGAAGAAGGUCCCAUCGCUGUUGAGGAUGGACCCGUCAGCGAGCCAGAGCCAAGUGAAGAAAUUACCGACGAGACCUCAAAGCCUUCGGAAGAAGAGUCGUCGCCAUCGGUUGAGGAGACGUCUGAACCUGAAUCUCAGUCAACGCCAGAGCCUUCGACUGAAGACAGCCCAGCUCCACUAGUUGAAGAAGCGACAGAAGAGCCAGCUUUGGCAGAUGCCGAGACUGUUGCUACCGAAGCCGAUAGUAAAAAUGAUGAAUCCUCGGCAGAUACGUUAGACGAGUCGCCUAAACACUCGGAGCCAAAUGCGGAGCCUAGUGAGGGUGUAAAAGAGGUGGAUGACUUGACAGCAUCUGUUGUUGAUAGGGCCAACUCUUCUCCGUCAAAUGAUGACAAAGAGGAGGUGGAUGUGUCGACUUUGCCACAGCCUAGUGAGCCAGAAGUCUCUGAGCCUACUGUUCAAGAGGAGUCAGCGCCUAUUGUUGAGGAGACUACAACCACACGAGACAGUGAUGUCUCCCUGGAACCUACUGUUGAGGAGUCAAAGCCAGAAGAGCAAACGACAGCCUCUGAUGAGCUGAAGGCCAGUGAAUCAAGUUCAACUUCCACAGAAAAUGUGGAUUCAACUCCAGUUGAGGUGACUGAGGAUGCUCAGCCCGAAGCGCCCGAAGCGCCAAGUGACGAAACACCUUUGGUCGCAGAGGUCGGGGAUCCAAAUUCUGAUGACAAAGAAGUGACACCUGAUAUUCCUAGUCCAGAGGUCCAGGCCACGGAAAACGGUGAUGAAGAACAGGCGCCACCAAGCUCUUCCGCCGAUGAGAUACAAGAGGUCGAAGCUCAGUCUACCCCAGAAUCACUACCAGCUGGACCUGAGGGCACAGCUGAGGAGGUCGAAGAAGAAGACGCCAGCCCAGCCGAUUCCGAGCAGCCCACAGAUGAUGGCGAUGCUUUACCGAUCUCUGAUGAAACUAAAGAAGACCGAGAAAGCGCUCCAUUCGACCUGGCUGCCGAAAAUCAAGUUUUGGACUCGACCAAUAGCCACGAAGAUCCCAAAGAAACCGAAGUUGCUUCGACUGAUCAGCCAGGUCAAGCCGCCGCCUCCCUCGAAGACGAAUCAGAAGCUAAGUCCUCAACUGAGGCUGAGGCGUCUGGGUCCAGUCAAGAGAUAGAGGAACUAGCAAUCGAAAACGCCGCUGAAAAGGAAGUUGUUGAGUCGCCGAAGUCUGCCGAGGUGGAAAGCAGUGAUGUCUCGACCGAAAGCAAGCCUGUGGAUGAUCCUGUCUCUGAAAAUAAGGUCGAAGAGAAAGACGCGCAGUCGGGAGAUUCUAGUGGGCCAGUAGCCGAGCCUGCAAGUACACCUGAAGCUGAGACAGUCGUGGAUUCGACGCCGGACGCCGUUGUGGCAGACAGUGAAACCACCUUAGUUGAUAGUUCCGCCAAAAAACCCGAAAGUGAGGAGCAAGCGCCGGGUGUAGUGCUCGACGAAGUGAAGGACGAAAGUACUGCCUCCGACGAAUCUUUGACAACUGUUGAUGACACCAAAGAUGAGCCAGCGGCGACUGGCGAGCCGACGACUUCUUCAAUUGAAGAUUCAAGUGAUGCCACUGCAACCCACGAAGGAGAGUCCAAAGAUGUCCAAGAAACGCCUGUUAUUUCGGAGACUUCUAUCGAUGCCCCUGACCCAUGUGAAGAGGUAUCCGGAGGGAGCGAAUCGAAAGAAGAUAUGGCUCUCGAGUCUUCGGAGACCUUAGCAGAUGGUUCAAAUGAAGAGACUCCUUCUGAGCCUUCCGAAACUAUCGCAGAGGAGACCAAAGAAGAAGGUCCUCCCGAGCCCUCUGCGCUAUCAGCUGAGGAGACCAAAGUCGCCCCAUCUCCCAUCGAGACUGUUGCCGAUGACCUGAAAGAGGAUGAUCGCAAGCCCGAAGAUGCUUCCAAUUCAGCUGCUAUGGAGGAUGUAAAAGAGACGACUGUUGUUGAAAAAAGCAAGGAGCCCGAAUUGGACGCAAGUGAGCCGACUAUCGAUGAGACAAAAGAGCUCCAACCCGAGAUUACUGAAACAGCUGCUGAAAAGGUCAAAGUGGUAAGGCAUUUGAAAUCUCAUCGUCCCUAUGGCGAAUAUGAUGUCACCCUGGGAUGCCACAAGGUGUUGAAUCCAACUAGCUUUGUUCGCCAGGCUGAGACCACUACUGAAGAGACUCAACAGGCCGAACCAGAAGCUGCAACUCCUGAUGACAGUGCCCUGAGUGGACCCCCGCCGUCCGAAGCAGUCGAUGGACUGAGUGAUACCAAAGAGGUCGAAGGCGAAUCUGAAAGCCAGCUCCCUGUUGCUGAAGAUACAAAGGACACCGAUGAGACGGUUGAAAGUGUUCCAGAAGUCGUUGAGGAAAUGAAAGAGGAGGAACAAACACCUACUGUUAUACCAGCGGAAGAAGAGUCCAAGGAGACCGAAGCUGCGGUGGAAAGUUCCCCUGAUGUCGCCGAAGUGGCAAAAGAGGAGGAACAAGAGCCCGUUGCUGAAUUACUUGGAGAUAACGUGGAAGAGCUUAAAGCUGUCGUGGACAGUUCCCCAGAAGUCGAUGAAGUAGAGAAAGAGGAACCGCAGUCUGAGCCUUCCUUAGAAGAAACCAAGGAGCCUGAAUCUGUCUUGGAAAGCCCCGAACCUGCUCAAGAUGCACCGCCGGAAGAGUCCAAAGUCCCCGAACCCGAGUCAGAGCCUACUGAUACCUCUGGGUAUGUGGAUGAGACCAAGGAGGAAGCAGCACAAGUGGCUGAUAGUACCCCUGAAAUUGUGGAAGAAGUGCCGAAGCUAGAUGAAUCCGCUGUUGAACAGGAGGCAGCUGCUGGUGAAACGAAAGAACUUGAACAAGAGACAAUGAUUGAGGAGGUCAAAGUCGCCGAGCCCGAGAAUGACAAUCCAUCCCCACCUCAGGACGAAGCCAGCAAAGAAGUCGUCGAUGAAGGAGGCGACGGAGGCAAAGACAGUCCCACCCUGGACGAUGCCUUGCCUAUUGCGGCGGACGCAGCAGCCGCCAUAGCUGUCGGAGCCAUAGCAGCUGAGGUACUUUCUGACGAAAAACCGGUAACCGACAAAGCCAUUGUUGAAGAACCUGAACAACUCCCUGGAGUUGAAGAGGAGCCAGGGCCCGGGGAGACGCCGUCCUCUCCAAAAUCCGACAAAGACAAACGUAGACAUCGAUCCUCAAGACAUUCGCGAUCAGGUCACUACAGUAGCUCUAGCAAAGAUGUACCUCGUGAGGAACGACCACAUCACAAGCGCCGCGAGACCGAACCUGCGCCGAAGUCCUCAUCUUCUCCCAAGACAUCCCCGAGAUCUGCAAAGCCAACCCGUCAUGACAGUGGGGUGAGUACUGGAAGUACUGGUUCUCAUCGGCAUCGCAAAGAUCGAACUCCUGAGGAGCAAGCCGCCCAUGACAAACGAAAAGAGGAGAAGCGUGCCAAGCUCAGAGAAGCAGAGGCGAAGUUGUUGAAGUCUGGUCCUUCCGAGAACGCCGUGAUUGAAGAGCAAGAUCCAACACCAGCUAUCCCCAGACGCAUGUCAUCGUCCCGAAGAUAUAGCAGUGGUAGAUCUGCUGCAGAUGGUGACAAAAAGCCAAAUCUCAUGGGCCUGAAGGGCGUAAGCAUUGUCAAGAGCCCCUUCGUUGCUACUGAUAAGUCACAUGUCAAAGAAGUGGUAGAGAAGGUCAAGGCACCAAUCAUUGACCGACCUCGGUUCUCCAUGGAUCAUGAACGGCCAAAACUCUCUCGACGAGAGACAACUAGUCAUCACACAAGAUCGCACCGUAGAGAGAAGGAGGAAAAUGACAGGGCAGAAGAAGAGAGGAAGGCUCGGAAAUCUAGGAGAGAGUCCGAGAAAGCUAUGGCCAUUGCUCGAGCACAAGUUGCUGAGGACGCUAGAAAACUUCAAGAGAAAGAAGACGAAGAGCGGAGACUUAGGCGUGAAGAGCGCAGACUGAGGAGGGCUGAGAUGGAAGCAUUGGAGAAGACCUCUGAGGCUAGUGGUGUCAAAGCCUCGGAAGGUAGUGCUGAUAAAGGUAAGGAUGUGGAGAAACCGCGAGAUGGUGAGGGUGUUCGAAGUAAGGAAAGAGUGCACCGCCAUCGCCACAGGCGUGAGAAAGAGAAAGAGCGAGAGAGGGAGAAGCCCAAAGGCGCGCUUACAUCGCUCUUCUCGUCGAUGAAGAAGGUAUUCAACUGA
Cadophora gregata is the source of this 6528-nucleotide messenger RNA. RefSeq lists its product as uncharacterized. The record is from RefSeq and is a predicted model, not a curated record. Lineage: Eukaryota; Fungi; Ascomycota; Leotiomycetes; Helotiales; Ploettnerulaceae. Bases 1 to 6528 code for a protein of 2175 amino acids. The transcript has 35 exons.